AUGUCUUCUUCAUUAUCUACAGAUUUCGUUCGUCAGUUGCUUGAGAAAAUCAUAGCCCGGAUCGAGUUGUCGAAGUCUCAACUAUUACAAUUACCAUGGGGGACUUACCUGGCGCCUCGCAAUGUUGCCGUUGCAUCCAUCGCAUAUCUUCUGCUUGUCCGACUCCUUCGAUACCGUCGGCGGGACAAGAUCCACGCCAAAUUUCCGUUUCCUACAAGAGACUCGCUCUCGCGGAUGACGACCCUUCAAGCAUGGGAGAUUAAUAAGAUGCUGGGGGAGUAUGAAUUCCCAUUCAUGGGGCAGAAAGCGUUGCAGUUUGCGCUGUUCAGGACAUAUGGAAUCCCAACAAUAAGCAAACUACUCGUAGAUACUAAGCAGCUUUCCGACGUCUCGUUAGCAUCAAAGCAGCGAUACGCUGAUACGGAGGUCUUGAUCGGCGAGUUUGUUAUAAAUCCGCCUGAUUCCGAGAGAACCAUCAAUGCUAUCUCCAGGAUGAACUACCUUCAUUCGGGCUACCGAAAGUCAGGAAAAAUCAGCAACGAUGAUCUGCUAUAUACGCUCAGCUUGUUUGCACUGGAACCAAUCAAAUUCGUCGGCAUGUACGAAUGGAGAGGAAACUCGGAAUUGGAGAAGUGCGCAGUGGGUGUGUUCUGGAAAGCCAUCGGCGAUGCCCAAGGAAUCUCGUUUGAAGCCCUUCGACGCUUUCAUAUGGGAUGGAAAGAUGGCCUGGAAUGGCUGGAAGAUGUCCAGGAAUGGGCCACCAAAUACGAACAGCAACACAUGGUGCCGAGCGAGUACAACAAGAAAACUGCGGAUGAAACCGUGCGCAUUCUUGUGUACGAUGUGCCUGGCCCGCUCAAAUGGAUUGGAAAUCAAUUUGUGAGCUGCUUGAUGGACGAAAAGCUGCGAACUGCCAUGAUGUAUCCUCCGCCUUAUGCACCACUGAAAUUCACCGUCGACACGGGUCUUCUGGUCCGCAAAUAUUUCCUCCGAUACCUCGCUCUCCCGCGAAUCAUCCCUUUCAAGGCCUUCUCGCAACCAGACCCCAAGACCGGCCGCAGCCACAAAGUCCUCUACAUGUCCGAGCCGUGGUACAUCCCCGCCACGUUUGCCAACCGAUGGGGCAUCACCGCAUGGUACAAGUGGACGAUGGGUCUGCCGUACCCGGGCGACCCGAAAUAUGAGCCGGAUGGAUACGAUUUGGAGGAGGUUGGCCCGAAAUUAUUCAGGGGCAAGGGGAAGAAGGAGAUGGAGGAGACCAGGAGAACCUUGACCGAGGCAAGGAGGGGAGGCUGUCCUUUUGCAGUUUGA
This is a messenger RNA of Eremomyces bilateralis CBS 781.70, 1311 nucleotides long. RefSeq lists its product as uncharacterized. NCBI's taxonomy places the organism in Eukaryota, Fungi, Ascomycota, Dothideomycetes, Eremomycetales, Eremomycetaceae. The record is from RefSeq and is a predicted model, not a curated record. The transcript has 5 exons. Gene Ontology annotation, molecular function: oxidoreductase activity. The coding region runs from base 1 to 1311 and encodes 436 amino acids.